AGAGAGCUCGGCUGUGGCCUGGAGCAAUCAAGUGAGUAAAGGGAGCUGGAGACUUUGUGAUGCCCACAGGCUAUGGCGAGUUCAGCCUGGGAGUACCCACUGUGGUCUCCCUUCUGGUUCCUGCUGCAGCUUGCGACUUUGCUGGGGAUGAUCAGGCCACAGGUCCAGACCCUCAGGCCAGAGAGCCUUCUGUUUGUGUCUACCUUGGAUGGAAGUCUCCAUGCACUGAACAAGCAAACAGGAGACUUGCAGUGGACACUGAAGGAUGAUCCCAUCAUCCAAGGACCAAUGUACGUCACAGAAAUGGCCUUUCUCUCUGACCCAGCUGACGGCAGCCUGUACAUUUUGGGAACCCAGAAACAACAGGGGCUGAUGAAAUUGCCAUUCACCAUCCCAGAGCUGGUUCAUGCCUCUCCCUGCCGCAGCUCUGAUGGGGUCUUCUACACAGGCCGGAAGCAGGACACAUGGUUUGCGGUGGACCCUGAGUCAGGUGAGACUCAGAUGACACUGAGCACAGAAGGCCUUUCUACCCCUCAACUCUACAUCGGCCGGACACAGUACACAGUCUCUAUGCAUGAUCCAAGGGCUCCAGCCCUGCGUUGGAACACAACCUACCAUCGCUACUCAGCGCCCCCUAUGGAUGAUGCACCUGGAAAAUACAUGAGCCACCUGACAUCCUGUGGGAUGGGCCUGCUGCUCACUGUGGAUCCAGGAACUGGAACUGUGCUGUGGACACAAGACCUGGGAGUGCCUGUGAUGGGCAUCUACACAUGGCAUCAGGAUGGUCUGCGCCAGCUGCCACAUCUCACACUGGCUAGGGACACUCUUCAUUUCCUUGUCCUCCGCUGGGGCCACAUCCGACUUCCUGCUUCCAGCUCCCAGGACACAGCUGCCCACUUCUCUUCCUUAGACAUCCAGCUUCUGAUGACACUGUAUGUGGGGAAAGAAGAAGCUGGUUUCUAUGUCUCCAAAGCACUGGUCCACACUGGGGUGGCCCUCGUGCCCCGUGGACUGACCCUGGCACCCAUGGAUGGGCCCACAACAGAUGAAGUGACACUUCAAGUCUCAGGGGAGCGAGAGGGCUCACCCAGCACUGCUGUCAGAUACCCCUCAGGCAGUGUGGCCCUCCCCAGCCAGUGGCUACUCAUUGGGUACCAUGAACUUCCCCCUGUGCUGCAUACCACCAUGCUGAGAGUUCAUCCCACCCCAGAGAAAGAGUCUGCUGAGACAAGAACCCCAGAGGACCUCCAUGCUCCAGCUCUCUUCUCUGAGCUCCUGAGUCUGAGGAGGGAAGAACCUUGGGAUCCGGAACUACAUCCUGAAGAGAAAGCUUCAGGGUUGGGAUCCCAAGACCUGCUGGCAGCUAGCUUCACGGCCAUCCUCCUGGGGGCCUGGGUCCUCUACUUGGUGAGGCAGCAGCAGCAGAGUCCUCUGGCACCUGAAGGCUCUAAUGACCCCUCACCAGAUGCUCAGACACAGCCCUCGGGAGCCACCCUGGAGAACCAGAAGGGAUUUCAAAGCCCCUCAGAGCAAGGCAGGCCAUCCCACGACCCUGAAGCAGAGCAGCCCACUGUAGUGGGGAAGAUUUCCUUCAACCCCAAGGAUGUGCUGGGACGUGGGGCAGGCGGAACUUUUGUUUUCCGAGGACAGUUCGAGGGACGGGCAGUAGCUGUGAAGAGGCUCCUCCGAGAGUGCUUCAGCUUGGUUCAGCGAGAGGUGCAGCUGUUGCAAGAGUCUGACAGGCACCCCAAUGUGCUCCGCUACUUCUGCACUGAGCGUGGUCCCCAGUUUCACUACAUUGCCUUGGAGCUCUGCCAGGCCUCCUUGCAAGAGUAUGUGGAGAACCCAGAUCAAGACCGCUGGGGCCUGGAGCCCACCAUGGUGCUACAGCAGAUGAUGUCCGGCCUGGCCCACCUACAUUGCUUACACAUAGUACACCGCGACUUGAAGCCAGGCAACAUUCUCAUGGCUGGGCCUGACAGCCAGGGACAAGGCAGAGUAGUCAUCUCUGACUUUGGCCUCUGCAAGAAGCUACCUGCAGGCCGUUGUAGCUUCAGUCUCCAUUCCGGCAUUCCUGGCACAGAAGGCUGGAUGGCACCAGAGCUCCUGCAGCUGCCCCCAGAUAGCCCCACCAGCGCUGUGGAUAUCUUCUCUGCAGGCUGUGUGUUUUAUUAUGUGCUUUCUGGUGGCAGCCACCCCUUUGGUGAGAGUCUCUACCGCCAGGCCAACAUCCUCUCAGGGGAUCCCUGCCUGGCUCAUCUGGAGGAAGAGACCCACGACAAGGUUGUGGCUUUGGAUUUGGUGAAAGCCAUGCUGAGCCUGCUGCCUCAGGAUCGCCCCUCAGCAGGAUGGGUGCUGGCCCACCCCCUCUUUUGGAACAGAGCCAAGCAGCUCCAGUUUUUCCAGGAUGUCAGCGACUGGUUGGAGAAGGAGCCAGAGCAGGGACCCCUCGUGUUGGCACUGGAGGAAGGAAGCCACAAGGUGGUUCGAGAGAACUGGCAGAAGCACAUCUCAGCACCACUGCAGGCAGAUCUGAAAAGGUUCCGAUCAUAUAAGGGGACAUCAGUAAGAGACCUACUCCGUGCCAUGAGGAAUAAGAAGCACCACUACAGGGAGCUCCCAACUGAGGUACACCAGGCACUAGGCCAACUCCCUGCUGGCUUCAUCCAAUACUUCACAAACCGUUUCCCGAGGCUGCUGCUCCACACCCACCAUGCCAUGAGGACCUGCGCUUCCGAGAGCCUCUUUCUGCCCUACUAUCCGCCAGCAUUGGAUGCCAGGAGCUCCUGGCAGAUGCCACAACGAACUAAGACAACCAAGGACCCCAAAGGAAAUGGGUGCUCUGCUGUGAUGAUCGAGGUUCCCUGCCUUCUCCAGAUGUUCAGCGAUACUCACCUUGCCGCACCAGCCCUCGCUCUGAGGGCUUAGAGGCAUUGACACUGGUCAACUGCUGCAGCAAGUCACUAAGGUGGCACUCGAUGGCUUCAUUUGUCUCCCGAACCACUGGUUCCUCCUUUUCCCGGGGACGGUCAGGCAAUGGGUUCUCCACACCUAAGAAGGUGACAUGGUCAUUGGCCAGGCACAAAACUGGGGAGGGAUCAUAGGACUACCUGCCACAGCUAGCACUCUUCCCACAGUACCCAUUAACUAACACUGCUGUGGGGAACUGAGUCAGUACCAGGUUUGUGUGUCGGGUACACACUGAGAGGUCAAAGUGUCAGGUGCUCGGGCCUCUGCUCCAACAGCCUGGCCUUCCAGGACAGCAGCUGUCACUGUCACUCAGGGAGGCAUCCUGAAGGCACCAACUCAAGCAAAGAACGAAGAUCACCUUGUGCAUCCAGGAAGGUGGAAGGAUGGACGAAGCAGAGUAGCCCUUCUACUUUGUGAGCUUAUAGAUAACUGAGUCUAAUGAGACGCACGCACACGCACGCACACACAAGCGUUAAGUUGGCCUAUGGUGGCGGGGGCAUGCUGGACGCUGGUCACUCCUGCUGUCUUUGUACUUGAACAUUUCCCCAAACCAACAUGUGUUAGUUCUCCUGUGAAACAGGAUAUUUCUUAAAUUUUCAAUUAAAAACAACAAUCAAAAUCCCA
Molecule: messenger RNA, 3594 nt
Organism: Mesocricetus auratus (golden hamster)
Lineage: Eukaryota; Metazoa; Chordata; Mammalia; Rodentia; Cricetidae
Gene: Ern2
Product: endoplasmic reticulum to nucleus signaling 2
Exons: 23
Coding region: 73-2928 (951 amino acids)
Biological process (GO): mRNA processing; protein phosphorylation; intrinsic apoptotic signaling pathway in response to endoplasmic reticulum stress
Cellular component (GO): IRE1-TRAF2-ASK1 complex
Molecular function (GO): ATP binding; RNA endonuclease activity; protein serine/threonine kinase activity
Source: RefSeq, a predicted model, not a curated record